UCCAGCUCUGCGCCAGGGGACCCGCAGUGCUCCACCCCAGGCACAGGCACGGCUGGGUGUCUGGGGGCUUCUUCCAGCAGGGGACAGCCUGAUUGGGGACAAUGGCUCCGCUCAGCCCCAUCGUGGUUCUCUGUGUGAGCCUCCUCGCCAUGGCCAAAGCCGAAGCCCCACCGGAACACGACCCAUUCACCUAUGACUACCAAUCCCUGCGGAUCGGAGGCCUCACCAUCGCGGGGAUCCUUUUCGUCCUGGGCAUCCUCAUCAUCCUCAGCAGAAGAUGCCGGUGCAAAUUCAACCAGCAGCAAAGGACCGGGGAGCCCGACGAAGAGGAGGGAACUUUCCGCAGCUCCAUCCGCCGUCUGUCUAGCCGCAGGCGGUAGAAACACCUGGCGCGAUGGAACUGCAGGAUUCUCCUGGCACCUGACACCUUUUGCCCACCUCCUGCGCGCCCACCCUUGCCGCCCGUCCACAGACUACCCCCUGGCACCCAGGCCUCCAAUAAAAC
Molecule: messenger RNA, 505 nt
Organism: Echinops telfairi (small Madagascar hedgehog)
Lineage: Eukaryota; Metazoa; Chordata; Mammalia; Afrosoricida; Tenrecidae
Gene: FXYD1
Product: FXYD domain containing ion transport regulator 1
Exons: 8
Coding region: 102-380 (92 amino acids)
Biological process (GO): monoatomic ion transport; regulation of sodium ion transmembrane transporter activity
Cellular component (GO): membrane
Molecular function (GO): sodium channel regulator activity
Source: RefSeq, a predicted model, not a curated record